This is a messenger RNA of Nelumbo nucifera (sacred lotus), 1600 nucleotides long. Its product is annotated as metalloendoproteinase 5-MMP-like. NCBI's taxonomy places the organism in Eukaryota, Viridiplantae, Streptophyta, Magnoliopsida, Proteales, Nelumbonaceae. Gene Ontology annotation, molecular function: zinc ion binding; metalloendopeptidase activity. Gene Ontology annotation, biological process: extracellular matrix organization; collagen catabolic process; proteolysis. Gene Ontology annotation, cellular component: extracellular matrix. The record is from RefSeq and is a predicted model, not a curated record.
GGAACAAAAGAUGUCCCACUGACCCGAAAUUCCUGUAGUUGCUGAAAAUUAUUUUACCAAAUCAGAAAUAUAAUUCCGAGCGUAUACUCAGUCCUUUUUGAAAAAAAAUCUACUUCGAACAGUAAAUUUCAACACCAAAACCCAAAUUGCUUGACUUGGACUUCUCAACUAAUCUAAGCUGCUUCUAUGAUUCUAAUUUCAUACCUGAACCUGACGAGCGAUUUCUACGAAGCCCAUUAUUAUUUUGUUAAAGUGAAAAAUAAAAUAUCCUCGCUUCCCAUAAAUUCACAUACAAACCCAUUCUUCUAUUCUUCCCUGGUUCAGUCAUUCACCCCGAGGAGCUGAGAGAAAGAUGAAGAGGAAAAUGAGAUUCACCAAAGAUUUUCUCUUCGCAACAUCAAUUAUUUUGUGUCUGCUAUCAACGCCCGUCUCCGGCUUCCCGUGGUUGUUUCCAAACGCCUCGUCUACAGUGCCCCCAUCGUUCCUUCCAAACGCCACCUCCUCGGUUUGGCAGUCGUUCCAGAAAUUCGCCGGAUGUCACAGCGGCGAACGAGUCGACGGCUUGGCUGGACUGAAAAAGUACUUCCAGCACUUCGGUUACAUACCAGACUCACCCUCCAACUUCACCGACGACUUCGAUGAUGCUUUCGAAUCAGCUCUCAAGAAAUACCAACAGAAUUUCAAUCUAAACGCUACUGGGGUCCUCGAUGAAAGUACUAUACAGCAGAUGGUUCGGCCCAGGUGUGGUGUUGCAGACAUAAUCAACGGAACAAGUACGAUGAAUUCCGGCAAAUCUGCCAAGUCCACCCAUAGCAUCCACACUGUUGCCCACUAUUCCUUUUUUCCUUACCGCCCCACUUGGCCCCCUUCCAAACGCGACCUAACGUACGCCUUCUUGCCUGCUAACCAGUUAUCAGAUACCGUUAAGGCUGUUUUCGCCCACUCAUUCGCUCGGUGGUCGGCUGUGACACCGCUAUCCUUCACGGAGUCCUCGGUUUACCUGACGGCGGAUAUCAAAAUCGCGUUCUUUAGAGGAGAUCACAACGACGGCGAACCAUUUGACGGGGUCCUAGGGACGUUGGCCCACGCGUUCUCGCCACCAGACGGGCGGUUCCAUUUGGACGGAGCAGAGAAUUGGGUUGUGGAUGAUGCGAGGAAGUCGUCCAUACCAUCUGCGGUUGACCUUGAGUCGGUUGCCGUUCACGAGAUAGGGCAUCUGCUCGGAUUAGGACACUCUUCCCAGGAAGAGGCAAUCAUGUUUCCGACGAUCUCGUCAGGGAUGAAGAAGGUUGAGCUUGCGAACGAUGAUAUUCAGGGGAUCCAAUUUUUGUACGGCUCCAACCCCAACACCGACGUUACUUCAUCAACGGCGACAACGAUACCAUCCAGUCGAGAAAGGGAGUCAACAAGUGGAGGGGGCCAUGGAUUGGGCAACUGCUGGGGUGCCAUGAUAAUGAUGGCUGUUCUUUCCCUGUUCUUCACGUUGUAAAUACUGAUUUUUUUAUUGUUUACUUACAGCGGAUAGACAUUUUUUUUUCUUUUACAUGUUGCGAGCAAAUUGGUUCUGGUCAUAACUCACGAAGAAAUUAAUCGACAAUGA